Messenger RNA from Pochonia chlamydosporia 170, 1098 nucleotides. RefSeq names its product complex 1 (LYR family) domain-containing protein. The transcript has a single exon. Lineage: Eukaryota; Fungi; Ascomycota; Sordariomycetes; Hypocreales; Clavicipitaceae. The record is from RefSeq and is a predicted model, not a curated record. The coding region runs from base 1 to 1098 and encodes 365 amino acids.
AUGCCCGCCCCAGCAUAUCCUCUCCCAAAGUCUCUCCCACCUAUCCAACUCUAUCGCCAUCUUCUCCGGGAAGUGUCCUACCUUCCGCCAGCUUUCCGCCCGGUCAUCGCCUCCACGCUCCGAACCAGAUUUCACAAACCUCAAAAAGAUGGAGUCCAUACGAAAUCCCGACUAUCACAUGCUCGGUCGGCGCUCCGAAACCUACGAGCUGCCAAUAGCGGCGACAAAAUGGCCAUGCAAAACUUGAUGCUCACAGCAUUCGGGAGAAUCGGCAGAAGAAGACGAGAGCUUAUGUCAAUACUCGUGAUGCCAGGGGCUCGGCGGGUUCCCAGUGACACCAAAGAACUAGAAUCAUUAAUGGAGCGGGCAAGGAAUGAGGCUACCCCGACGCCAGAUCGCAAACCCAAGCAUGCGUUUUUGGACAAAUGGGAGCUGCCAAAACUAUUGAGGAAUCUAGAAUCACAGAAGCAGCACCAGAGAGAAACCAAACACUCCACCAGCUGGCCUAACAGGGCAGUGAAGUUGCUGGACCCCGACCAAAAUGUCCCCAAGACGAAUAUAUGGGGGAAUCCGCCUGCUGAGAGCCUCGUGAGAACGAAGCGAGCUAACUGGUGGAAGACACACGCUGACAAGAUCAUGCCUCCGACCCGCAAGUGGGAAUGGGACUUGCUGCAACGACUGGGCAACGGAGCUCAAGAACAGGGUGAAUGGACUGUGCCUCAUCGACGCCAUUACCCUUCCGAAGAGGCGACUUCGCAGGUCAACGAAUGGAAUUGGGAAUCUUAUGCCACUGCGCCGGCCGCAAGAGUUGAGCUACCCAGGAGCAUGCCACGACAACGUAGGACCGGACAGCGCGACACUGGUCCGUACGGUGGGCGAGAGCGUGGCAAGCAAGUUUCGAACAGAUGGUUCCGUCGAGCGUACAACAGGACGUGGCAGCUCACCCCAACCGUUGUUCGAAACCCCGACACUAACAAAGAGACGCUUGUGUGGGGGAAACCGUUCGACAACCUACCCACUGCCACGGCAGCUCAGCUGGGUAUUUUUAAGGGUGUGGACAAGAGAGGCAACAGGAUACAAGAAAGGCUCGAAUUUUAA